Molecule: messenger RNA, 10175 nt
Organism: Xyrichtys novacula (pearly razorfish)
Lineage: Eukaryota; Metazoa; Chordata; Actinopteri; Labriformes; Labridae
Source: the annotation of a GenBank genome assembly
CACACAGUACGUUAGGAAAACAUUUUCCAAGAGGCCAAAAGGUUCUCGCUCCUGCAGCCAGCUGCUCUUCUUCUCUACAUCAGCACUCCUCUGCCGCCCAAACUCUCCAACAUGACUGAGAGGCGUAUUCCUUUCACCCUGCUCCGCACCCCCAGCUGGGACCCCUUCAGGGACUGGCACAGCCGCAUCUUCGACCAGUCCUUCGGCAUGCCCGCUCUGCCUGAGGAGUUUGCCACAUUCCCCAGCAGCCACUGGCCAGGCUACAUGCGGCCCUCCAUCAUGUCUCCUGAGAUGGGCGCCAUGAUGCCCCACACUCCCAUGAUGUACCCCGGCGCCGUGAUGGCUCAGCAGGCCCGACAUGCCCUCUCCCGGCAGAUGAGCAGUGGCAUGUCAGAGAUCAAGCAGACCCAAGACAACUGGAAGGUGUGCCUGGAUGUGAAUCACUUCUCCCCCGAGGAGCUGGUGGUCAAGACCAAGGAUGGAGUGGUGGAAAUCACCGGUGAGUGCUCCUUUAUCUUCCACUGGCCUCUGUCACAUUAAGACUUAAAGAGAUCAACAUUUUGAAGUGAUCUUAUUGGUCAUUUAACAGCUACAGCUGGUAGAAGUGAAUACUUUUUACUUACUUACAGCUGCAUCUUGAAGAGAUGUCGGUUCUUCUUUUCUGAAGUAAAGAUGAUAAAGUUGUACUCAUCCAGAAGAACAAAAUAAAUCACCUGAAAUCAAAGCUCCAAAAAGUAGCUUUUAAAAAAUAUUAUAAUAAGAAAUGAGAAGAAACACCUCUUUUCUAAACAAGUGCAGUACAGAUACAUGAAAACCGUACAUGUGUACCUGAGUUAUCAUGCUUUAUCCUUAUAGACUUCUUAUCCCUUCUGAACACAAAACAAUAGGGGUGUGUCCAGAUGGGUGGCUAAGGGUGGCGUUAGCCCCUCUCAAAAUCUGCCAUCCACUCCAAAAGUCUAAACCAUGAUUGGUCAGACACACCCCUAUGGGACAGAUGUGUCAAAGGUGUACAACAACAAGUCUCACUGUAUUGAAUGUUAAUGUUAUCUUGUAACACUCUUCUUUAAUAGAGGGAUAUAAUUUGGUUUUUAGAUUGCUCUAUUUUCUAGUUUUGGUUUCAAGUUUAAGUUUUAACUUUUAUAAGUGUGAAGGAGAGGCUGAUUUUCUUACUGCUCUCUGGGUCUACUGGGAUCACAUCAUAUAUUAAAUAUAUUAUCAAGAUUUAGAUUAUAACCAAAGACCUGGGGCUGCUUUUUAUGCAGGAAUGACUGUUGUAAGAUUUGUAGAUGUUGAGCUUUGAUGGGUGAGGUUAGAAAGUGUGACAGCUAACCUCGGUCCUCCCGCUGAGGUUUGUUCCUUCCCUUUGUCGGAGGAACUUCUGCAGCACUGAACAAAACACAAGAUAAAAGGCAGGAAACCUUUCUGCUAGGUCAAGCACAAGACAGAUGCAUUGCUGCAGAGUUACAUAAUACCUGGAGACACAAUAUACUGGGAUUUUUUUAUUGCACAGGAGGGUGGGGGCUUCUGGCUGCAUGCCUCCCAAAUGCAAAACAAUUCAACAUGUGGGAGUGCACCUCUGAAACAGCUCACAGAAAUACAGAGUUCAAACGCCCAUAUCAGAGAUCUGGUUCCACUCUUUCGCCAAUAUUUUCAUUCUUGUGCAGGAACAUAAAAACCCCUGAGGAAUGGCUGUUAGGAUGAUUUAGCCCUGUGAGGCCUUGAGCUCUUCCUUCAGUCCAGUCUCAGUCUCUGAGCCUGACAUUUCACGAAUAAUCACUCUUAGAGUAAGGGGUUUAACCGCAACUCACCCUCUGUGUCUGCUACUUUAAAAGGACUGCUGGGUCUCGUCCAGGUCCAGGUCCUGGGCACCGUUAAAUCUGAUAUUUCCCUGCUCAGACAGUGGGCAUAGACAGGACCAGCAAAGAUAAACAGAGCCCACGACUCAGUCCAGAGUGGAAUCUAUCACCUCCUGUGUCAUCAUACGUGUUUAAAUGUGAUAUCAUCAGCUUAAGUUUUGAAUACACAUGAAAGUACCACCUCUUUACGCUCCAGCCCUCCUCUCUGAACUACAUGAAACCUGGCAUGGUCACUUUAAGCCUAGCUGUGCCACACUCUCACCAGCUCUGUCGUCCUGUUGAAAAGAGGACAGCUCCCCGUGGAGAGGGAGCUUUAUCAUCCGUCGUCAAAACAAACAUAUUACUGUGGUUAGAGCCAGGAUGGUGGGCAACUUCACAGCCAGACCUCUGAAUGCCUAAGAGAGACUGUCCAUAUGAAAACUGGUCAGGGCUGUCUGAUGAUGCUGUGGGUAGCAGCUGUAGAAGAUAAAAAUACCACAACAAAGCCUCCAUGGCACAAAACAGCACAGUCAUGGUGCUGCUUGAAACGCCCUGUGUCACUAAUACAGCAGAAACAGCCGUGUCAUGGUAUUUGAGGAUAUAUUUUUUUCCCAUUCUUGAUGAAAGUUAUAUGAAAACUUUAAAGUUUACAGAGUUAGCAAGAAACAGAAAUUUAUCUUCAAGAAAUACUCUACAAAAUCUGAUUUAAAUUAGUUCCAUAAAGUUCUUGUGCAAAUAGUAAUGUCUUCUAAAAAAAAAGUAGAGCUCCCUCUAGUGACUGGCUAAAGUACAUGUAAUUAACUUGUCUUCACUGCUAUAGGAGGUGAAACAUGGUUUAAAGUAGAAUUUUAAUGAUACAUCAAAUUGUGUUUUUUAAAACCCCUGUGAGGAACUCUGUCUGUGUUGAUUUUGGCGCCCUCUGUGGACAAAGUAGAAACUCUUAUUAUGUUGUCAUACCGUCUUAUCUUCAUGAAAGUAAUGAUAAUUGAGAAAGAAAUCUCCUCUUGUUGGCUUAUUAAGGUGGAAUGAAUCACAGCAAAUAUGCACUGUUGGAAAAGUAACUAAGGCUGUUUCUCUGGCAUAUUAACCUCUUUAAGCAGUGACAGGCAAAAAUUACAAGAGAGAAAUUUUCUUUUUUUCUUUUUAUUAAUAGUCUCGUUUGCUUUUGCACAUCAUAGAGAUGCAUCAACUGUUAAUCUUAGGGCUCUAUUUUGGUGCUUCGCCGGAGAUCUGCCGCAAGCGCAGCGUCAAUCAGAUCCGCCGCGCUGACAAGGCGUUCCCAAGCACAUUUUGGUAUUUUGGUGAGCCGCGCAGCCCGGCGUAAGUAUCCCCCCUCCCUAACUCAGCUCCUCCCAGCACCAUAAGUCGGAGAAAGGGCGUGUAGUGAUUUUAACAAAGCCGAGACCUGUUUUCUCCAAUCACAUUAGCUCCUCUCCUUGCCUUUAAAUCCGCCACCGGCGAGGCGUAUUACUAUUUUCAUGAAGUAGUCAAAGAGAUCAAGAGAUGUCUUAAGACAGUAAUGCCACAAGAUGGCGACAGAGGGCAGCUCCUCAACAAGUGUCCUCCACACUCUCUCAUAUGAGCACAGAUGGAUUUAGUGUGCGUAAUGUUGGUCCCACUGGUAAGACAAACACCCUUUUCCACAAAUAAAGACACUCACAUAAAGUUGCUCAUAUUCAAACCUCACGUGACAAAGGUGGGUUUAGCGCACAGAUCACAACAUAAACUCCAAAAAUGGCAUUAAAAUUGGAACCAUCUGUGCGUAAAUGACGCAUCGCGCUCCGUGGCCUGGCUCUUUCUUUCAUAGAUGUUGGCAUAUAAAAUAAAUUUGGCCCACAAAACUGAAUAUUAUAAUAUCCGUAUGUCGGCUUAAAGUAGAUCACGCAUCUGAGCACUGAAACAAAUCAUCUGUUCAGUCGCAGCAGCAGCAAGACGGACAGAGGACACGGAGACGUGUCCAGGUCGAGCUGCGCGAGAAAUAAGAGGAAGAGGAAGAAAGAAAAGGAGGGAGACGAAUUACAUAUCUUGUUAACUUCAUCAUGUGUGUUUAUUUACUAGAUAUUUAAUUUAAUUUGAUGCGGUUUCAGCUGUGUUGAUUCGGUCAGGUUGUGUGUCCAAACGCGUGCCAAACGCGCUCAUCAGAUCAGAUAUAGAUCAGAAUAUAUCUAUAUAGAUCUAAAUAUAUGUGCUGACUCAGAUUAAUAGUUGAUGAUGAUUACUUAUUGCACUGAAAUGUGCCUGACACUGUGGAAACCUGCCGGUGAGGCAUCAGUGACGUAUGUCGAUACGCCGCCGGUCUACCAAAAUACUACUAGACCAGCUGCGUUCCGCCUUGCGCUGAAAGCUGACCAGGUUUGAAUCGGCGAGCUUUCAGCGCACUUUACACGCCGUUGGCGAGCACGAAAAUGUCACUGCGCCAGCUGAUUCUGUCAACACCUCCCCCUGCCACACCACCACGCCCAGCUUGGCGGAUCUCGGCUCGCCUCCGUGCGGCUCAUGCCACGAAAAUACCAAAUUGGCCUUACGCUGGGUUCCGCCAGACGAAAAUACAACUGCGCGGGGCUCGCCGCCCUCCGCCGCCUCACCGGCGCGAACGAAAAUAGUUAAUCUUAGUCUGAUUCAUGACCAACUAGAAACUCCUCACAGGCUCUUUACACAUGCUUUUUUCCUUGUAGUUCAUUCUCAUCAUGCUGAUUUAAAUCCUCUAAAAGUUUAGUUCAAAUCAGUUUAUUGAUGUCAAAAACUGAUCGACUGACAGCAUUGUGAACUGGUUUGGGCUCCUGCAGAUUACAAGGAAGCUGAUUAAUUGACUGAUGGCGUCAGUUCAGGGGCUCCUCCAGCCAGAUUGCCUCUGCAGAUGCCUUGGCUGUAAAAUUCCUCACCAUCAAUAUUUUGGUGCCCAUCUCUGCAGUAUUUUAGCUGGAAGUGUCUCGUCCAUAUUUAUAUACAGCUGAUGAUAUUACCCAGAAAUCAGCUGAUCUUGCCCCUUGUCAGACCAAACAUGAGGUGAACCUAUGCUGUAGAAUCCAGAUCCAUUACCUGUUUUUACUAAAACUGACCUAGCACCAUGCAAACACAAACACAUUGCCAAUCCUGAUGAGCAUGUAGGGAAGAGUAGUAGUAUGAGUACCAACUGUAAGUCAAUGUGGACACUUGGAGUGGACUCACCCAUCUCUGAGGGAAACCAUGCCAUCACUGUGGUGAGAAAAGGCUUUCUUCCUGUGGAAGCUGAACUCACUUUGAGACACACCCCAGCCAAUUGGUGCAAAGUGGUUCUAGCCAAUCACAAUAAGGGGGCAGGAUAACGGGGGGCUCUUUUUUUGGGGAGAUGCCAACCUCAGAGGGGAGACUAUGGCAAACCAUGACUGCGAUGGAAAACCAACUUGUUAUUGAAGGGUUGACAGCAGACCUAUUUGCAUCAUCCCUCAGACAUGCAGCUUGUGAAACCUGAUCAUGGGUUUCAUCAUGGAUGUAUUUGGUUGAGUUGAAGCAGCUCCAGGGUUGAAGUAUUGUGCAUCCUUACUGUACCACACAAAAUUUCUGCUCAUGUUAAGUUAAACCCGUGAUAAGACCAAUUAUCAGCAUUUUAUGGGUAGUUGAGUGUUGUAAAAAAUAACCACUGUUCAGUUUAAGUGUAAAUUCAGUGUAAAUGUGCAAGAGUUAAACCUCAAGAUUGUCUUUAUUAAUUUCCUUUAAGGAAUUUCUUCCUACAUGAUUGGUGCAUCAUGAUACAUUUUUAAUUCCUGGCUCCAUGAAGUGACUGUGGCUGUCAUAUUAGUGCCACAUCAGUGUAAAAGUAUGCUGUCUGUGUCCCCAGGCAAGCACGAGGAGAGGAAGGAUGAGCAUGGCUUUGUGUCCAGAUGCUUCACCAGGAAAUACACGUAAGUAGCUGAAGUUUUCAGAGUCAUUAAUUACCAAAGAUUAAGCUUGAAGUCUGCUCGAUAAAAACAAGCUGCUGGCCAUGCAAUAUGUCAGCAGCUCACUUCAAAACUGACAGAUUUCUUACUAAAGGCGGCUGGUUGUGGCUCUUUGAUGGGGGCUUUGCAAUGGAUUUUCACGGCAGAAAUGCAUUACUCAGGCUGAGUGUAAACUCCUGUGAUUCUCUUAAUGUGGCUCUGCAGCUGUGAGUCUCUUUAGUUUUGGGUUGGGCAGUCUGUAGAGGCCUGGCUGCUGCUGAUAUCUGAAUUUCAUGCUCUGAAAAGCAGCAGCAGCAGCAGUCUCCACCUUGUAUUGUUCAUUCCUCAUCUGAGUGAGUUUGGUGCUCUACAGGACUCUGCUGCCAUCCAGGGGCCAGAUCAAAGACAGGCUGAGCUGGUCCUGGAUCUGAUUUUGCACAGUCCAGGGUGACUCAGACAUAAAUAUUCCAGUUUGUCUAAAUUUAAGACACAGGGGAGUUUCUUUUUCUAUCUUAUAUGAAUAUUUUGUAAUUUUACCUGAUUAAUUUUGGGAAUGUAUAAUCAAUAAGAUUUGUUAUGUAACCUCAUAAAAGGGUUAAAUCAACCACACUGAGGCCUUGUUGACCCUAAAAUCCAUUAAAGAAGAACCCAGCAAAGAAAUAAGGAUGGAGAAUGGUGGCUUUACUCUUUCAAUCCAAUAAACUUUCUGUGGCUUCAAGGGGGUAUAAAAUGUGAUUACAGAAAAAUAAAUCAUUUAAAAAUAAUUUAAAAUUUAAAAAAUACACAUUUAAAUAUGUUUUUAAUUACAAAUUAUUUGAGAAAUGCGCUCCAUUUUUAGGUAUUUUAAAAGACCUGUAAUGAACUUUAAACUUGUCUAAAUUUUAGCGCCCCUCUGUGGACAAAGGAGUCUUAGCAUAUCUUGUCCUCUGUCCUCUUGAAGCCUGACUGCUGACAAAAAAAAAUCGAUCAUUUAUCAUGAAUUUUUAACGUUGAAAUUAUCAAAACAGGGCUGUAUCUCCAGGUGCUCAGCUGACACCGACUCCCUCAGACCAGUUUCAGGCAUUAAAAAUGACAAAACAGAAAUGUCCGACUUGUUACUGGUGGUCUUUUUUUUUUUUGGCUUUCCGUUAUCAUGAUAAAGAGUCAACAUGAAUUUUAGUCUACUUUACAGAUGUAAAAAAAAAGAAAAUCCUCACAAGAGCUCUAAAAACACAUUCAUGUGCAGUACAUGUAUACACUAAAUUCAAAACACAAAACCCCAUCAAUUCCUGUCACACUCAUGUCAAAAGAUAUGUAAGUUUAAAUAUUUCAACAAGGUUUUAUUACCCAAAAGUGAGUAGGAGAAAAGAAUCUGAAUCUAGUUUACCUGCAACUGUGUGGAGUAUGAUAAAAAGGAUCAGUUUUAGAAAACUUAUCCAUAUUUCCUUUAAUUAUGAGAGAGAAAGCUGUAUCCUUGAGCCUCUGUCAGACAGUGUGAGACUUCUGCUGUAGAAGUUAGCAGCAUCUGUCUCAUGAAGAUGUGAAAUGAAUUAUUUCUGUUUGCUCCACAGUCGGCUGAACUGACACAGUGGAUACCGAUGAGUGUAAACCCAUAAUGGUUGAUUUCACCUUGAAGCUCCUGUAAGGAGUUUUUUUGAUAUUCAUAAAACAGAUUGAAAUACAUAUUGAUGCUUUUUUAUGAUCUACAAAAGCAAACAAGAAAAUUAGGAACAAGAUUGACAGUUUUAUGUCAUAAUUUUUAAUGUCUCAAAUGAGAGCAAGGGGGAGGUGUCAGCCAAGCAUCUAAAGAAACAGCCAAUACCAAAAACAGCAAAUACCCAAAAUUAAGUAUUUAUCUGACAGUGAAAAGUCUGCGGGAAAUAAACUUUUGUUAGAGGACGCAACAGAAGCAUGUGAUGUACAAGAAGCAAACUGAAAUUGGCAUAAACCAAACAAUAGUGGAGAGCUAUUCAAAAGCUGUCUGCUGAUAAUUGUUAGUUUAAAUUUUUUCCCCCUGUAAAAUCAGCCGAUUUGUGUUAUUUGAUUUUAACUUGCAGGGUUACAAAGAAUCCUUUCUUUAAAAAUUUGUUUCAGUAAGUUAAUAUUUCAGUACUAUUCAGUGUGUUUCUGAAGUCUGAAGUCAAACCCAUUCUAACACAGACUUGUGCUGACUUUUUAAAAAUCAAAGAGGUAGUUUAAUCUCGCCAAGCAUAUUUUUCCUGUAAUAAAACAUUUAACUUUAAAAUAUAUUUGAAAAGAAAGAAAAAACUUUUGAAACUAAAAUUCAAGAGCUGAAAUUGAUUUACUCAGCCAUAGAUAAGAGUGACACACUUAAACAGUCAAAUCUUCAAAAAUGCAUAAACUUUACUUUUGCAUUAAGUCAUUGUACGCAGUCUGUUGUAGAAGACACUAAGUAAUUUGCUUAAAAAUUACUAUCAAAACAUAAGAGUCAAUGUCACUUUGCAUGUCUCUAAAAACCAACAUUUCACAAAUAUUGCUCUGUUUUCUUAUAACUCUUGUAAAACAGUUAAGAAGCUGCAGAGAUGAAGUAGCAUUUAUUUCAGAGCUCAUUUCUUAGACAGGAACAUUUCUCAAAGCUUGACCACGAGGCUUUUCUUCUACUUUUCCUCCCUCUUCUUAUAGUUGUUAUAACUAUUACUACUGUUAUUUUUAUUAUUAUGAUGGGUCAUAGUAGCAGUUACAAGGUUGUAGUUCGUCAGUGACAGAUGCAGGAUUUUGUUAUCAAUUCAUCCAUUCCACUCUAUAAAUGUAUUUUGCCAGCUCAUCUGAAUACACAGAUUGACACACAGUCAAUUAAAGAAAAAGUAAAAUUAACAUGCAAUUUAACAUUCUGUUAAAACACACAGAAUGUAAACAACUGCAAGUUUUAAUCUCCUGAAAUCAAAGAUGUGUCUUCCUCUUCUCCCCUGCAGCCUCCCUCCCACAGCUGACGCUGAGAAGGUGACUUCCUCCCUGUCUCCCGAUGGCGUGCUGACCGUGGAGACCCCUCUGAAGAUGCCCGCCCUUCAGACCUCAGAGACCACCAUCCCUGUCAACAUGGACACCAAAGGUGGCGUGGUGAAGAAGUAGAGAGAGAAACUUCCGUCGACUCACUUCCACACAAACACACUCUCAAAACCAACACUUCAUUCCCAUCACAUGACCUCUCCUCCUAAAACAGGGAUCACCCUCACUCUCUUCUCUCCCCUCUGUCUCUGGUAAUGAGCAGACCCCAGCUGAGUGCACAGUGAUAUCACAUCUGUAGCAGAGCCACACUCCCACUCUUCCUGCUGUAAUUAUGAACGUGGGAACUCUCGCUGAACCUCAUGCAUAACACUUUUUUCUCUUCCUCUCUAAGACAAAUGAAAACAAAUUUAAACCUCUUACAUGCUGCACCUACAGGCCUGCAAUAACAGCGGACUUAAACAUAAGGAACUAAACCUCAGAGGAGCAAUCAGGUAUAACUGGUACAGAACAACACCUGUCCACACUGUGGGCUGUUUUUAUCUGUUGUGGCCUUUGGAAACUUUGUUUUCAUGCAAAAACUAAAUAAAGAUUUAACAACCUUUUUUUAGUCUCUUUCUCUGUUUAUAUGUUUGCUGGCCAGCAGCCUCCUCUCCAUGUCCUAAAGCAGCUGCUGAGAGUCAUGUGUUAGAGGUCUGCAAUAAACAAUACAAGCGAAAAGUCAAAUCAAAGCUCCUAAAUUUUUGUCAGUUUUGAUGAUAUAUGAUUCAUCCGACAGUUAUAUAAACAGAAAAAGGAGCAGCUGAAAUAUGCCAGCCCAUCUCCUUAUCUCGGCUGCCUCACACUGUCAUGUUCAGUACAACAUUGAAGAACAGCGCCCUCUUCUGGUCGUCUGAUUUUAACACAGUGUGAGCAUGCACAGUCUUCUGUAAAUUUAUGUAGUGUGGAUGAGAUGUUGGUCCUGGCUCUUUUGUGUCAUGGUCCUGUUGUUGUACAGUUGUUAAGUAAAGUGCUGCAGUGUUGUUUUUGCAUCAGAACUCUGGGAUUGAUGCAAGUCCAACAAAUUUCAGCUGAAUUUCAAUUGUUGUGUGGGAAUAAUGACUGAAGUGGCAUACCUGAGUGAACUCUUCCUUUGAGGUAACACUUUAUUAUUCAUAAAUUAUUAGCUGGUUAUCAGUUUAAUUAGUUCAUUAUCCAGUUUUUAAGUAAGUUCUUAUAUUUGAAAUUAUGUAGUUGGAGACGAAGAAGCCCAGGGGGAAAAAAAGUAUGAUCCAAGAAGUGCUAUGAUAAUUGUUUUUCAGUUUAAAAAUGCUGUUAAAUCUUUCAUAGGAUUAAUUGCAUUAUUAAUGUCAUGUUUUAAAUUCCUUAACUUUUCUGAUUCAGAUUCAGACAACUUUACUAACCCCCGAAGAGCAAUUCAUUUCACAGUUAACCCACCUUGUUAUUAAACGAUCAAGGAACAGACAAAUGCCAGACAUUUACAGCAGCAUAAGGCCCAAAC